This is a messenger RNA of Penicillium nucicola, 858 nucleotides long. RefSeq names its product putative L-cystine transporter. Gene Ontology annotation, biological process: L-cystine transport. The record is from RefSeq and is a predicted model, not a curated record. Lineage: Eukaryota; Fungi; Ascomycota; Eurotiomycetes; Eurotiales; Aspergillaceae. Gene Ontology annotation, cellular component: vacuolar membrane; fungal-type vacuole. Gene Ontology annotation, molecular function: L-cystine transmembrane transporter activity. The transcript has 4 exons. Bases 1 to 858 code for a protein of 285 amino acids.
AUGACUUCUCAAAUAGAGGUGUUUAUCAAAGCCCUCUCCCGGCUUCUAGGAUGGUCUUACAUGCUUUGUUGGUCAGGAUCUUUUUAUCCCCAACCUCUCACCAACAUUAAGCGCAAGUCGACGGUCGGCUUAUCGAUUGACCUAUCUACAAUUAAUCCAUUGGGCUUCAUCUGCUAUGCGAUAUACACCGGCGCAUUCUUAUACUCCCCGGUCAUUCGCGCACAGUAUGCCGCUCGGCACCCGGCCGCCGAGGAGCCAACAGUGCGGCUCAACGAUUUUGUGUUUGCAGCUCACGCGGUGGUGCUGACUUUGAUCAUGUAUACGCAAUUUUGGCCAUUUAUUUGGGGUCUGCAUGUGUCCCGCUUCCAGAGGAUCAGCUGGCUGAUGGCUGGUCUCUUUUGGGGAUCUGUUCUCGCUCCGGUGGCGGUGAUGUGGAUUGUAUUGGCGCGUAGCCCGGAUGGGGGACAUGACCCUUCAUCCUGGGCAUGGAUUGACGUGAUUUACUCAUUUUCAUACGUUAAGCUUUUGAUCACCAUUGUGAAGUACAUGCCGCAGGUGUGGUUGAACUACCAGCGCAAAUCGACGGUGGGCUGGAGUAUUGGGACUAUUCUGCUCGAUUUGGCUGGCGGGGUUCUUUCGAUGGUUCAACUGGUUCUUGACUCCAGUCUCCAGAGUGAUUGGAGCGGGAUCACUGGUAACCCGGUCAAGCUGCUGCUCGGGAAUGUUACCAUCUUCUUCGAUAUGAUCUUCGUGAUCCAACACUAUGUCUUAUACCGGGAAGACUCGAAAAGAACCCCUGGCCCGGGCGUGCGAACACCACUGCUCGCGCACGACAAUCCUGUGCGAGCCCAGGCAUGA